AUGUACACCAAUAAGUUAAAUAAAAAACUUUUCAGGAACGCGAAAAACAGAGAACUCCUUUAUGCAGAGGCUCAAGAGAAGGCAAUUUUAGAACAGAGAAAAGCAUUAAUGAGCAAGCAGAAGAAAACGAAAAAGAAACCAAAGCAAUUCAACGAUGUGAAGUCUAUGUUUAAUUCAAUAAGUCGCACAAAGCCUAGAAACUACAAGACUCUAUACUACAAAACACUAUCAAGAAAUCAUAUACUUGACAUAUCAGAUACAAGCCCUGGCUCGCCCUUGAUGCUGUUGUCACCAACCUUAAGAAAUAUUAUUGUUGAAUUCUCUAAGGGUCCUGAGUUCGACGAAAAAGAGCUUGACCACGUGAUGAGGGGAUUACAAUUAUCUCUUAAUCAGCUGGAAACUACUGUAAAGAAGAACAAAGACACUACUACUUGUGUCUCAAUCCUUAAAUUUCUGAUCAAAAAGCAUCUAAAAGAAGCCUACCUUUUCGAAAGCUCACUGAUCAAGUCUUAUUCUGAAUGUGAUUAUGUUGUCAAAUUCUGGGGACCAUUGGUUGAAAAAGCGUUCAAAAAUUCCUCCAUCAUCCCCCAUUGGGGCGAUACGAUCCCUGGAUCUUUACUUUCGUUAGGGGUAAAGAUGAAGAUGGACCUCAGAUUAAUAGCAAUCAGCAACUCUAAACUUCAAGACCAUGGCUACGGUGAAGUUGCGAAAGAAUGUUCAACACCCAAAUACUUCAAAGACAAAAGAAAGACUGUUGUAGCUUCAAAAGCCUUGCUCAACUCGGUGAUAAACAAGAACGCAAUCAAUCAAGAAAAAGACGAUGUCUACAUUCCCUACCUCAUUGCUAUGGGUUUUGAAAUGCACUUAUGUGUCGUAUUUUUAAAAUCUAAUAACCUCUAUAUUACCAAGAAGGUUAAAUCAAUAACCUUUCCCUCAAACCUGAAUAGCUUUGCUGAAGAAUCAACUGAAGUCGCAAAAGGUCUUUUGGAUCUCGUGGCUAUAUGUGAAGCGAUAAAAAAGCAAGCUUGUAGAGGAAAAAAACGAAAAGGCAUUGACGAUUGUAUAAGUAAUAUCACAGUAAAACAAAAAGAAAAUGGUACCAGCAAGGUUGUCUGGGACAAUGUAGAAGAGGAUGAAUUGGAAGACGAGGUCAACGAUGAUGAAGAUGACGACGAUGAUGAAGAGGACGACGAUGAUGAAGAGGACGACGAUGAUGAAGAGGACGACGAUGAUGAAGAGGACGACGUUAAUGAUGAAAAUGACGAGGAGGAUAACGAUGAUGGAGGCGACAAUGAUUAG
Messenger RNA from Mucor velutinosus, 1299 nucleotides. Its product is annotated as killer toxin resistant protein. The record is from RefSeq and is a predicted model, not a curated record. The transcript is spliced from 9 exons. NCBI's taxonomy places the organism in Eukaryota, Fungi, Mucoromycota, Mucoromycetes, Mucorales, Mucoraceae. Bases 1 to 1299 code for a protein of 432 amino acids.